Chlamydomonas reinhardtii is the source of this 3218-nucleotide messenger RNA. RefSeq lists its product as uncharacterized. The transcript is spliced from 17 exons. Bases 369 to 2060 code for a protein of 563 amino acids. The record is from RefSeq and is a predicted model, not a curated record. Lineage: Eukaryota; Viridiplantae; Chlorophyta; Chlorophyceae; Chlamydomonadales; Chlamydomonadaceae.
GUGGAAAGUUCCUCCCACUGGCUUAGUGGAAACCACUGUGACGAUGAGCUGGGCCUCGGCAGUUGGUCGCCGACGGAAGCGCUGCAAGAAGGCCAGCUGCACUCCCAGCUCUGACCAUGUAAAGAUGCUUGCCUUAUACGUCGUUACGAAAUUUCGUUCUCGGUAACAUCAUCCCUUCGCGUGGGGUUCGUGUCUGACUUCACCGGUGGUUGGCGUGGGGUGCGCGUGAAUAUUUAAGCCGAGUUAGACCGUACUGCCUGCAUUUUAGGCCACCGUGCCAGUACCUUGCUCCAGGAAUACCAAUUUGUACAUUGUGCCCCAUCAAUCAAGUAGCGCCAGCAAUGACCAAAAUGCUGCAGUCAUGCGCAAUGGCCUUGAUGCUGGUCCUUGCGGUGUCGCACGCGGUGGAUGCGCACGCGCCACGCCGUAUGGCACAGUCGCAGGCUGCCAUUACGUCAACCUGGGGCUCGUUCGGUGGCAACAACAGGAACUGGAGGACUGCGACGAUCCCGGGCAAAUUCCGCACGACGCCGCAGAUCGCCUUCCAGGUCGACACCCAGGGCUCCGACGUGUCUGCAACCCCCACCGUCAUCAACAACUUCGUCUACUUUGGCGACUGGUCCGGUUUCCUGUACAAGGUGGAUGCCCAAACCGGCGCCGUGUCAUGGAAGAAGAACGUCACGGAGCUGGUGUGGCCCGGCGGCGUCGGCGCCACCAACCUGCUGGUGACCCGCACUGCCGCCACGGAUGCCGGCAACGGUAACAUCAUCAUCGGCACUCAGACUCUCAUCCUGCCUGGAAACUUUGCUGGUACCCAGGGCUAUGUGGUGUCCAUCAGGGCCAAAGAUGCCUCUACAAACUGGAAGAGCCUUCCCGACCCUCACCCGUUCGCCAUCGUCACGGCCUCCCCUACCGUCUACAAGGGCGCCAUCUACGUUGGAAUCUCUAGUCUGGAGGAGCUUGUGGACGCCUUUGGGGCCCCGUGCUGCACCUUCCGCGGCUCCGUCGUGCGUCUUGAUCUGCUCACCGGUGCCACGCAGUGGCAGUUCUUCACCGCUCCUGAGAACGGCGGCGUGCCCGGCUGGUCGGGCAACGCGGUGUGGGGCAGUGCGCCUGCUAUUGACGAGGCCCGCGGUCGGGUCUAUGUGGCCACCGGCAACCAGUACGUCGCCCCCGAGGAGGUUCUUGAGUGCCUCGAGGACCCGGCCAAUGACACUCCCGCCAAGAAGGGUGCCUGCGUGGACGUCCCCGGCAACUGGUUUAACAGUGUUCUGUCACUUGACAUUGAGACCGGGGAGCUGGUGUGGGGCAACCGUGUGUCCUUCUUCGACGUCUGGACCGCCGCCUGCCUGCCCCUGCUGCCCACGGUGACGGACUGCCCCUUCGCCGAGAGCCCCGACUACGACUUCGGCCAGGCGCCCCUGUACUUCCCCAGCGUCCAGUGCGGCUCGCAGAGGAAGGACAUUCUGGUCGUUGGCCAAAAGUCGGGCUGGGGCUACGGCUUUGAUGCCGCGACCGGCGCCACCCUGUGGCAGACCAACUCCGGUGUCGGCAGCGCCAGCGGCGGCAUGCAGUGGGGCACGGCCACUGAUGGCGUCCGCACCGUUUACUUCCAGAACUCCAACUUCGGCUUUGAGGACGUCACCCUGACCAACCCCGCGCCCGGCAGCCCCGCUGUUGCACCUGGCGGUUUCGCUACCGCUGUGGACGUGUGCACUGGCGAGAUCAAGUGGCAGGCCGCCAUCCCCAUCACGCCCGCCCGCCAGAGCGCCGCGUUGGGCCCGCCUGUUUAUGUUCGCGAGCAAGGCGCUAACGGCAACGCCUAUGUGGUGUACCCCACCCUGUCUAAUGACGGAGAGCUGGCUGCGUUCGACGCCCAGACUGGCGAGCACUACACCACCCUGAUCGCCGGACCUGGCGGCUCGGUCAGCGGUCCCUCCGUUGUGAACGGCAUUCUGUACGCGGGUGUGGGAUACCGCCGCUUUGAUUACGGUGCACGGGCCGAGAGCCAUGGUGUCACCGCUUUCCGGCUGACGGCCAAGGACAACAAGCAGGGGUAAUGGCAGCAAGCAUGCAUGUAGGCAGGUUGUUGCUUGGCAUGUUGCCCAGCGUAUGCAUUACGUGGUAUGCGUUUGGCUAGAUUAUUGUUAGCACGCAGAACCGUGCAUGCGUGCAUGUGAGGCAACUUGCUUGAAAUAGCUCAUGUGUGCGUGUGCCCUCAUCGUGUGUGCAUGCAUUGCUUGCGGCUGGGGCUGGGAUGUGCGCGCUGGUUGAGUGUGCGUGCUUGCAUGUACCGGAUCCCUCAGCUUUGCGCGUCCAUGCAUGGACAUGCACACCGUCUGCGUCGACCCCGAGUACUUUCCCAUGAAUUUUGUGUACCAUAUGUAUAUAUAUAUGUGUGUGUGCGUGCCAAUCCAUCGCUAACCAUGGCAUGACCAACAUAGGUGAUGCCUAGCUGCCUGCAAUGCAAUCGGGGGGGGGGGGGCACCUUUCGAUUUCGUUGCCGUGCCAAGUAGACGCACACGCGGACCGCGGCAGACGUUGUGGAUGGCAUUACUAAUAAUGCCCAAGUAAUGGGGUCCCGCGCUGCAUGCGCAUGCAAGUCCAUGCAUUCAGAUUUCAGACACGCGCAUGAGCGACGUGCGUGGAAUGAUUGCCGCAUGAGCUGCUUUCGUACGGGCAGGGACUCAUCCCUGUCCUGCAGCAAAGACCUUGAAAAGCGCGAACCUCAUGGUGCUUCCAUUCUUGACACGUCCAAGCCUCUCACAGCGUCGGAGUGUCAAAGCAUAGAGGGGCUGGUGGAUGGCUUUGGCGAAGGCCAGCCCAUCCUAGGUUGCAAAUGUUUGCAUGACUGCUGCAUGCGCUUACGCGAGCCUGCUGCGGCCACAUGAAGGGUACUUGUAUGACACCCGACGUCGUACAACGUCCCACCAAGCAAUAUACAUCUGUCGCUUGAAGGCAUAAGCGCUGCAGUCAGUUGUUUGCCUUGCACUGGACACAGGCGAGCCGCCGCGUGUGCAUGCCUGUGCACAUACGCGUGAGGGGCGGAAGGAUUGAAGGGUCCAGGAAAAGCGCAAUCGUCCGCAUGGUGAUGCGAACCGUUUGAACUCUUGCAAUGCUUGCGUGGCGACCUGCGCGCUACUUCCUGGCACCUCAGCAUCCGGGCAUACUGGUAGGCCUCACUGGAGGACACGUAUGGUUGACGUAGCCAGGCUCUA